CUGGGCAGCCCUGCUCUGGAGCGGGAGAGACCCGAUCAGUUACAGUUGUGUCACCUGUACUGUGGGCGGGAGAAGUAACCUGGGGACGAGUCAGGUCUGCAAAGGAGGCUAUGAAUAAUGCCUGCUUCAUGGCGUUGUUCUGAGAAUUCGAUAUGGAUCAUUUGGAAAAAGAGCAAAGUGCCAGCUGAAUCUUCACCGUCCUCUACACUCUCCCAAAACCUACCGAAAAUGAACUUAUCUGAGACAUCAGUGUCAUUCAGGGACGUGACUGUGGAGUUUACCCUGGAGGAGUGGCAGUGUAUGAGCUCUGCUCAGAAGACCCUGUACAGAGAUGUGAUGCUGGAGAACUACAGCCACCUUGUCUCAUCGGGGUAUUGUUUAACAAAACCAGAUGUAAUCGUCAAGUUGGAGCAAGACGAUCCAUUGUUGUUAGAGGAAGAGAUUCUAAGCAAGAGCCAUGCAGACUGCAAACUUGAUAACCUCUUAGAGAAAAGCCUGGCAAAUCAAGGAAAACAUUUGCAGCAAGACUUUUUUACUCAACUUCAGAAUACAGACACAGUUGAGAAAACUAUCAGCCAGAAGUCACACUGCAGAGAACAUCAGAGCACUCACUCAGAAAUAAAGCCCUUUGAAAUUGGAAGUAGCUUAAGCCCUAAUGCAGCCCUUACCAUAUGCCAGAAACUUGACACAAAGAGGAACUUCUGUGAUGAUACCAUAUUUUGGCAAACCUUAUACCCUCAGACGACCUUUACUGUACAUCAGAGAACUCAGAUGAGUGUGAAGCCCUAUGAAGAAUGUGGAAAAUCAUUCUCUAGGAAGUCAUACCUCAUUGGACAUCAGAGAACUCAUAGUGGGGAGAGACCUUAUGCAUGCAAUGAAUGUGAGAAAACUUUUACCCACAUGUCAUACCUCAGAGAACAUCAGAGAAGUUGCAUAGGGGAGAAACCCUAUGAAUGUAUUGAAUGUGGGAAAGCUUAUGGCCAUAAAUCAACCCUAAAAAGACAUCAGAGAACUCACACAGGGGAGAAACCCUAUGAGUGUAGUAAAUGUGGAAAAGCCUUCUAUAGAAAUUCUCACCUCACUGAGCAUCAGAAAAGUCACACAGGGGAGAAACGCCAUGAAUGUACUGAAUGUGGGAAAGCUUUUACCCACAUAUCAUACCUCAGAAAACAUCAGAGACGUCACACAGGGGAGAAACGCUAUGAAUGUGGUGAGUGUGGAAAAUCUGUUUGUAGGAAGUCAUACCUCAUUGUGCAUCAGAGAAUUCACACAGGGGAGAAAGCCUAUGACUGUGAUAAAUGUGGGAAAACUUUUAGACAUAAGUCAUCCCUAAAAAUACAUCAGCGUACUCACACGGGGGAGAAACCCUACGAGUGUAAUAAAUGUGGAAAAUCCUUCAAUAGAAAAAGUUAUCUCAGUGAUCAUCAGAGAAGUCACACAGGGGAGAAACCCUAUGAAUGUAAUAAAUGUGGAAAAUCCUUCCAUAGAAAGAGUUACCUCACUGAGCAUCACAGAAUUCACACUGGGGAGAAACCCUAUGAGUGUAACAGAUGUGGAAAAUCCUUCUAUAGAAAGUCAUACCUCAUUCUGCAUCAGAGAAGUCACACAGGGGAGAAACCCUAUGAGUGUAACAAAUGUGGAAAAUCCUUCUAUACAAAGUCUUACCUCACUGAGCAUCAGAGAAGUCACACAGGGGAGAAACCCUAUGAGUGUAACAAAUGUGGAAAGUCCUUCUAUAGAAAAACUAACCUCACUGAGCAUCAGAGAAGUCACACAGGGGAGAAACCCUAUGAGUGUAACAAAUGUGGAAAGUCCUUCUAUAGAAAGUCUAACCUCAUUGAGCAUCAGAGAAAUCAUACAGGGGAGAAACCCUAUGGAUGUAUUCAAUGUGGUAAGGCUUUUAACUGGAAAUCAUUACUAAAUAGACAUCAGAGAAUUCACACUGGGGAGAAACCCUAUGGAUGUAAUGAAUGUCAGAAAGUUUUCACCUAUAAAGUCAACCUCAGGUUACAUCAGAGGGUCCACACAUGAGAGAAACCCUAUGAAUGUAAUACAUGUGAAAUAUCUCUCUAUAGGAAGUUUCACUUCACUCGGCAUCGGAGAAUUCACACAGGACAGAAACCUUAGGAGUGUAACAAGGGUGGAAAAUCCUUCAAGAGAAAUUCUCAUCUACCUCUGCAUCAUAGAAUUCACAUGGGAGAAACCCUGUGAAUAGGUUGAAUGUGAGAAAGCUUUUAGCCAAAUGCCAGUCCUAAACACUUCAGAGAACUCACACUGGGGAGAAAUCCCAUUAUUAGUGAAUGUGGGAACGUUUUCAUCUACAAACAACCUCAGAGUACGUCAGACAGUCCCCAUGUGGGAGAAACUCUAUGAAUGUAAUGGAUAUGGGGAAACUUUGACUGGAAGUGCAGCAUCACAGAACUCGGGAAGAUCAGUGAAUAUAAUAUACAUGGAAAUUUUCCCUUCGAGAA
This is a messenger RNA of Kogia breviceps (pygmy sperm whale), 2471 nucleotides long. Lineage: Eukaryota; Metazoa; Chordata; Mammalia; Artiodactyla; Physeteridae. The record is from RefSeq and is a predicted model, not a curated record.